This is a messenger RNA of Lolium perenne, 1203 nucleotides long. The record is from RefSeq and is a predicted model, not a curated record. Lineage: Eukaryota; Viridiplantae; Streptophyta; Magnoliopsida; Poales; Poaceae.
AUGGAGCAAGGCUCGAGCGACGACGACCUCGCUGCGGCCGGGGAGCACGGAGGCGGUCCAGCGGACUGUGGCUCCAGAGACGACUACGCGUCCACAGGCAACGGCAGCCAUGGCGGUGGUUCGACCGAUCACCGCACUGCGAGCGAUGAUCCGAUGGAGCAGGACUCGAGCAAGCACGGUGGGGAUUCUAUGGAGAUCGACCACGGAUCGGGAGAAGAACCUUCCGGCGAAAGCGAUCAAGCUUCCGAUGUCGGGGCCAAUGGCGGCAACAGACCAAUCCCGUCCUCCAGCUCGAACAACGACGAAUCCUUCGAAGAUAAUGGAGCACCGUCCGUGAACGGCUCAAGCAUCGCCGGCUCCGACGGCAAGAAUCGCCGGAAUCUCCGGGGCAAUGCUGCCGCUGCCGCGAAUUGCCACGGGCCUCCCCUGUCCUACGGCUCGAGCAAUGCAGAUUCUGCUGACGAGCCGCCCAAUCAAGCCUCUCCCGCCAGCAGCUUCGCCGCCAACGGCGACUCUGACCGCGAGCAUCCCCAGGCCCCUCCCGCCAACGGCGCUGCAGUCGCCAUCGACGAAGACGAUGAGGAUGUCAUGGUUGAUAUCACAGGUUCUUCCAGUCAAGGCGGAUCGUCGCAGUCCGGCAAAGACUCCUCCGAGACCAGCUCCUCCGGUGAUGGCACGAGCUCAUCAGGUACCAACGCCACCACCUCCUCCGACACGGUGAAGAUGGAGGACAUGAGUGCUCAAGCGCAGGUUUCGAGCUCUUCUGAUGCUGCAGACACUUCUACGUCAUCAGGUGCCAAGGCCGCCGCCGCCUCCGACUCCUCCUCCAUGGGAUCCUUUGUAGACCGCCUCGAGCUUGAGAUGGACAUGGAGGACAUGGAUGCUCAACCCCAGGUUCCUAGCUCAUCUGAUGCCGCAGACACUUCAACCUCAUCAGGUGCCAAGGCCGCCGACACCGCCUCCGACUCCUCCUCCAUGGGAUCCUUUGUAGACCGCCUCGAGCUUGAGAUGGACAUGGAGGACAUGGAUGCUCAGCCCCAGGUUCCUAGCCCAUCUGAUGCUACAGACACUUCAACCUCAUCAGGUGCCAAGGCUGACGCCACCUCCGACGAUGAAUCUAUGGAAUCGUUUGCAGAGUUCCUCGAGCGUGAGAUUCAGGCUCAAGCGCAGGCACCGAGCUCAACGCCUCCUCCGAAUCCUUGA